AUGAUGAUGGCUUAUCAUCGAUUACCACCGUUAAGCUCGAAACUUCAGGCCGAAGAGCAGAUUUCUGAGACGCUUCGAACGCCUGCAGCGCCGUCGUACGCCCGCGAGAGCAUCCCGAAGCCGUCGCCUUUAAUAUCUAAAAUGGUACAUGAGGCUUGUGCUCCCUUAGAUCCUGGGCCUUGUACGACUCCGGCUGCGGUAUCUUUCCAAUCUACGUCAUCCUCAGCGCCCGAACCAAUAUUAGCGCAGCCAGUGGCCGAAAGCGAUCCAACGCUCCCCAUCAGAUGGCCAUCACAGAUCGCCCAGAGCAGCAGUACCAUGUGGCUAUUACCUCCUGGCUCGGACCAAUCCUCCGCGAUUGCCCAGCUUCUUCGGACAGAGAUCCAAUCGCAUAACAUCACACGGGAAAUGCUGCAUGCAACUGAAACUCGUCGUCUAGAGGCGGCUCAGAAUUACAAUCGCCUGUUGGCUGACACGCACAGCUGGGCCACAGCAUACAAUAAUAUGACUUCAGCUCUCUACAAAUGCUUGGAAGAGUGCUCUCGUUUGUCAGCCGAGAACGCGUUAUUAAAAACGCGGCUGCAUUGCGUCAAUAUGCAGAUACAUCUUCUCCGGAAGGAACUUUUACGCCAAUUUAGCGAAGAAAACCAGGUUGAAUCUGUGAGCGUCGACUCUAACUCCGAUGCCUCCGCAACGAGUUGGACAGAAGCACAACUUGAGCUGGAAGACUCGCCGUCGCCUUAUUUUCUAGAGUGUUAG
Lindgomyces ingoldianus is the source of this 759-nucleotide messenger RNA. RefSeq lists its product as uncharacterized. Lineage: Eukaryota; Fungi; Ascomycota; Dothideomycetes; Pleosporales; Lindgomycetaceae. Bases 1 to 759 code for a protein of 252 amino acids. The transcript is spliced from 3 exons. The record is from RefSeq and is a predicted model, not a curated record.